AUAUGUAAAUAAAUUAGACAUUUUAUCAAAUCAUUUUAACAUUGUAUAAAGCUCGAAGAUAAUUUGAAUUUCGCGCAAUAUUAAGAAAAAAAAAAAAAAAGUCAUGAUGAAAUUGAAUUAACUGUUCACUAUCUUUUGUUCGAAGCGUGUGUGACUUUAGCGACAGCUAUGGACAAAAUGUGAACUACGAAUAAAAACGAGUAACGCCAUCUUCAUUAUGCGUCUAUGUAUAACCUAGUGUUGAUUAUUUCCUUUUUCGCGCGUACAUAACUAUUGCUUUCGUAUAGGUUAGAAUAAAUGGUGUUAGCAGAGAUUCUAUGAACUUUUAUACUUUUCAUAUGUAUAUCUUUGAUGAUAACAUACGUCUCGCUUUAAUCCAUGCUAGAUACAACGUCGAUAUAGAUUUAUUUCACGAUAAGAGAAAUCAUAAAGAAUAAUAAAUAUAAUUAACAUAUAUAAUAAUUAAUAUAUAAAUGUACGAAUUUAAAGAGAUUAUCUUUGAAUUUAACAAUAUCUUAUCUAUUUAGAAAUAUUAUCGACAAUGUAAAGUAUUAAUGCUCUAGUAUUUAAUCAGAAUUAGAAUUGAAAUGAUUUAUAUAAUACAUUGAAAUAAUCAUUCUUCGUCCUUUAGUAGUUAUGAAUUUUAUUUUAAUGUUGUUUGAAGUUUUAUGCGGAUUUCGCGUUUUUUUUUUUCAUUUUUAAAUGAAUGUACUAUCGUUUAAAUAUUUUCGUAGGGGUAAAAAAAAGAAAAUCAAGAAUAGUGAACAAACUUAAAAUAAUAUUAUUUUAUAUUUCAUAUGGAAAUAGUGUUUCUCUGUUGCACUUGUAAUUCGUAUUAUUUUAACAGAUGUCGCUGAACUGUCACACGCUUCAAGCGAAAGGAAUAUUGACAGUAUAUAUAUAUAUAUAUAUAUAGUACAACAUAUAUGACAUAAUCCCAAGUAAAUAGGAUUGUUUGUGUAAACAUGUUGCUAAGAAACCGUAUAUAUACUCUCGAUGGCUUCAAUGUAUCGUCUUUUUGUAACAUACGAAUAACGCAAUUUUUUCAAAGUGAAAUUUACUUUGUAACAAUAAGUUAUGUUACUUAAAUAUUUAGGAACAAUUGUAUCGUCACACGAAUGUGAAAACAAAGUUGUUAGCAUAGUUUGGUCACCUAAUAAUCAAAAACUUGCUGUUGCUUCUACUGAUCGUUCAAUCUAUUUGUUUGAUGAUAAUGGUGUUAAAAAGGAUAGAUUUUCUACCAAGCCAGUGGAACCAAAGUUUGGUAAAAAGAGUUAUCUCAUUAAGGGUAUAGCAUUUUCUCCAGAUUCGAUAAAAAUAGCUGUAGGUCAAACUGACUGUAUGGUUUAUGUCUAUAAAAUUGGUGAAGAAUGGGGUGAAAAGAAAGUUAUAUGCAAUAAAUUUAAACAAAGUUCAGCAGUCACUUGCUUAACAUGGCCUACAGAAGGGCCCAUUAUAAUUGGUCUUGUGGAUGGCAAGGUCCGUGCUGCAUUUAUAAAAACUCACAAAAUACAAACCCUGUAUACGGCGGAUGCCAUGACAAUUGCAUUGGCUACAAAUAUUCGAGGAACUGGCUUUUUAUCAAGUCAUGCAGAUGGUAGUAUUAUAAAAUAUUAUGUAGCAGAUGAUGGAAAUGUUGAACCCUCAGGCCGUGUUUGUACUCACAAUGUACCAGCAUAUGCUUUAGCCUGGUCUCAAGCUCAUAUUAUGACAGCAGGUUGUGAUAAAAAGAUAACUUUUUACGAAUCACAUGGAAAACUUGUUAAAACUUUUGAUUAUAGUAGAGAGAACGGUGAAAAAGAAAUGACAGUUGCAUGUUGUAGUCCCAGUGGACAAAGUAUUGCCAUAGGUUCAUGGGACAGAAUAAGAAUAUUUGAUUGGAUUCCUCGUCGAGGAAUUUGGGAGGAAGCAAAGAUAAAAGAAUUGCCAAAUUUCUAUACAAUAACAGCAUUGGCGUGGAGAAAGGAUGGUUCAAGAUUAAUUGUUGGUGGUUUGUGCGGUGCUGUAGAACAAUUUGAAACAAUAUUAAGACGUACUCUUGUUAGGGGAAGUCAUGAGGUAGCUUAUGUUGGUCCUAGCCAAGUUAUUGUUCGACCAUUAAACGGUGCUAGUCAACCAGUUGUAAUUAGAUCACGUACGGGAAAUGAGAUAGAAGAUGUAAAGAUCUUAGGCCGCAAGGACAAUAAUAUUGUGGCACGUACAUCAACAACAUUAUUGAUUACUGAUAUUGAACAAAAUCUUAUUAGCGAAAUACCUUGGGAAGAUAGGAGCAAUAAUGAAAAAUUCUUUUUCGAAUAUCCUGGAGUUUGUUUGAUAUUUUGCGCUGGCGAAUUAACAAUUGUUGAAUAUGGUAAAAAUGAAAUACUUGGAUCUGUUAGAACUGAAGCGAUAAAUCCUCAUGUUGUUAGCAUAAGAAUUAAUGAAAGACACGUCCCUGGUAUGGCAGACAAUAAAAGAUUAGCAUAUCUUUUAGAUCCACGAACAGUACGUAUAAUCGAUUUUAUAACGGGCGUUACUAUAAGCAUGAUAACGCAUGAUGUACGAGUAGAUUGGUUGGAAUUAAGCGAAACAGGGCACAGACUUCUAUCACGAGAUAAGAGAGGAAGAUUAUGGUUAAGUGAUGAUCAAGGAGGUAGAAGUUUAUUGCUGACAGGAGUAGGUUUUGUAUCUUGGGUACCUGGAAGUGACGUUGUUGUAGCACAAACAGGUCAAACAUUAGCAGUAUGGUAUAAUGUUGAUGCUCCGGAAGCAGCAACGCUUAUACACGUUCGUGGUGACGCUGUAGAUAUCGUUAGAGAAAAUGAUCAAACAUCGGUGAUUGUCGAAGAGAUGGGUAACAGAGUAUCUUAUUUACUUGAUGAAGGACUGAUUGAAUUUGGUACGGCAUUACAUGAUAAUGAUUUUGGAAGGGUAGUCUUGUUUUUAGAAGAAUUAGGUGAUACUCCACAAGCUGAAGCUAUGUGGGAAAAUGUUGCAAGAAAUGCUAUGGCUGCUAGACAAUUAUCAAUUGCAGCACGAUGUUAUGCUGCUCUUGGUGAUGUAGCUUGUUCGAAAUUUCUUAGAGAAAUUGUCAAUGUUGGAGAAAAAUAUGCAAUGGAGACAGGUAAUGAUUCAUUGACAAGUCCAGAUUGUUGGGCAAUGCUGGCAAUAUUGAAUGGAGAAUUGAAAACUGCAGAGGUCAUUUAUCUAGAACAAAAUGAAUUAGAUAAAGCUUUGGAUAUGUAUCAAAAAUAUUGGAAUUGGGAGGAUGCAUUAAAUUUAGCACAAAAUCGUGGUUGGUCUGGUUUAACGGAGCUAAAAAAUCGUCAUUUAAAGUGGUUACUCGAUAAUGGACAAACAGCCAAAGCAGCAGCUAUAAUAGAAACAGAUAAUCCACAACGCGCAAUGAAACUUUAUUUAGAAUCUCGUAGACCAGGACGUGCAGCUAGAUUAUUAUUGGUUAAUAAUGAAUUAUUAGAGGAUACAACGAUCGUGAAGGAAGUAGUAAGAGCUUUAAAGGCAACUGAUUUGAUGGAAUUAGCGGGAGAAAUUUUAGAAAAGACAUCGGAUGCUACCGACGCAAUUAAAUGUUAUGCCGAAGCUGGUGUAUAUGCAAGAGCAUUAGAGUUGGCUCGUAAAAUCGAUCCAACGUCCGUUGUUAUUUUAGAAAAGGAAUGGGGAAAACAUUUAGCUGCAAAUGGUCAUUACGAUGCCGCAAUAAAUCAUUUUAUCGAAGCAGGUGAAACUGUUCUUGCUUUAAAUGCAGCGAUUGAUGCCCGACAAUGGAGAAAAGCAUUACAAAUAAUGCAAGUUGUCGAAGACGAUGAUCCACAAAUACGUAAGCAAUGUGAAAAGCUUGGAGAAUAUUUUGAAUCAAUAGGAGAUAAAAAUUUAGCCGAAAAGUUAUUUUUACGAGCACAGAAUCCCCGAAGGGCAAUUGAUACUCAUAUACAAUCUGGCAAUUGGAAUCGUGCACAUGAGGUAGCCAUAGAAUAUAUGAAUGCUGAAGAAGCUAAUGAGGUUCUUGCAAAACAUGCAGAGACCUUAGAACAAACUGGUGAUUUACGACAUGCCGAAACACUUUAUGUAGCAAUUGGAGAAUAUGACUCAGCAAUAGCGAUGUAUAGGAAGGCUGGUCAACGUAAUGACAUGAUAAGAUUAGUUGGAAAAUAUAGAUCAGAGUUACUUCAAACUACUCAUGCUCAUUUGGCGCGUGAGUUGGAUGCCGCAGGCAAACCGCGAGAAGCUGAAGAACACUUUUUAGGAGCUAAUGAUUGGCGAGGUGCUGUGGCAUCUUAUAGAUCAGCCAAUAUGUGGGAAGAUGCUUUACGUGUUGCAAAACAAUCUUCCGGAGAAAAGGCUGCACACCAGGUUGCUUUAAUGUGGUCACGUACAUUGGUACCAGAAUUAGGUGCCAGAUUGUUAAUGCGUUUAACAUACUUUGAGUCUUGUCUUCAAAUUGCAUGUGAAGCUGGUAUAUUCGAUUGGGCUUUAGAAAUUGCAAAGUAUGGUACGUCUGAUCAAAAGAAAGAAGUUCAUUAUAAAAAAGCCAUGGCAUUGGAAGACGAAGGAAGAUUUACCGAGGCAGAAAAAGAAUUUAUUCAAGCUGGAAAAGCCAUGGAAGCUGUACAAAUGUAUAUACAUACUCGAGAUUGGGAAGCUGCGGAGGAUGUUGCACAGUCUCAUAUUCCAGAAGCAUUAAAUCAAGUUCUUGUUGCAAGAGCUACUGAAGCAGCUGAAGCACAAGAUUACAGUCUUGCAGAAUCUCUUCUUUUAAGAGCACACAAACCAGAGAUAAUAGUAGAUCAUUAUAAGAAAGCUGGUAUGUGGUCCGAAGCAUUGAGAGUAUGUCGAGAAUAUUUACCGAGUCAAGAAGCUGCACUUCGUCGAGAAUUAGGACAAAAAAGCGCAGGGAUCGAUGGCUUGAAUGCUUUAGAAGAAGCUCAAAAGUGGUUAGAAGUUGGCGAAGUACGUGCUGCUUUAGACAUUCUUAUCCUAGAUCCUCAAGCAUCGAGAGCUUCUUUAAUCCGGGCAGCUGAAAUUGUUCUUCAUCAAGCUGAUCCAGAAAUUGCUAUAGAAAUUGGUGGUAAUUUAGGAUCACGUUUAUUUGAUGCCGAUGAACAUGCUCUAUCUGCUCAGGUCUUUUUACAAGCUGAUAGGAUCAAAGAUGCCAUUAACACUUUAGCUGCUGUAAACGAAUGGGAAAGAGCUCGACGUAUCGUAAGAGAACUCGCUCCAGAGUUGGAAUCAUAUUUGGAAGGGAAGUACAAGGAUGCCAUGAUAAGGGAUGGUGAAAUAGAAAAACUAGUAGAAGUUGAUGCCGGUGCUGCUUUAGAAAUGCUCGCACAAAAAGGUCAAUGGGAUCAAGUGUUCGAAGCGGCCAGUAUGCAAAGUCCAGAAUUAUUACACAAAUAUGUCGCACAACGUGCUGCCCAAUUAUUAAAGUCACAUUCACCAGUACAUGCUCUUAGACUUUAUAUGCAAUAUGGCGCAUUACCAAUUCCACAAUAUUUUAAUCUUUAUCUUCAAUUAUCCGAAACCGUUCUAAAUUCCGACGAGACAUAUAACGAGUACAAAUAUUUAUCACAAUUACGGAGCAUCCUAUUCGAAUUAUGUAAAAAUUUGGAAUCAUCCUCGGCGAGCGGUGCGAAAUUUCGUAAAUUUCUAGAGGCAUCUCAUUAUUCCGCAGUCAGAUGCGGAUGUCGAUCGUUCACAGGAUUAUCAGGAAUAGUAACUAAAACUUCGAUUACUCUUAUACGUUAUUCCGACAUUUUGUUACCAGAUCGUUGCUACUACGAUGCCGGUAUGGAUGCACGAUCCAAUGGCUUAACUAGCGAAGCAUUUAUAUUUUUAAAUCAUUUUUUGGAUCUCGAAGAAUGCAUAGAAGAAGGGGAUAGCAAUAUUCUCGAUGUUGAUGAUCUUAGAGUAACAGAUUUUCCAUUGCAAGUACCUUUACCGGCUAAUCUUAGCAUGACGAAGGAGCAACGAGAAGAAGCUAGAGAAUGGGUAUUAGCAAUUUCUAUGGAUCAAAAAGUAGAACAAGGCUUGCCGAUCGAUCAACGUGGAAUUUAUGUCGGUUCGUUAACAAGUUCUAUGAGCAAUUCAAUACCAUUACAAGAAUGUACGCUAACAGGAUAUCCGAUUCGUGGUCCAGUAAUUAGAUUUGAAGAAAAUAAUCGUGUAACUGAUCGCGACGAUUGGACUAAAUUAGUUAACAUUGCCCGACAAACAUCGCCUGAUUCUCCGUUAAACGAUAUUAUAUUAUUUAUACAAGAUUGGUGCGGUACCGUUCCAACUUAUACGUUUUGAAAAAAAAAAAAAAAAAAAAAGAAAAAAAAAGAAAAAUAAAAAAAUAAAAAAAAAGGAAAGAAAAUAAUAUAUUUUUUAUUAUAGAUGUGUUAUACUAAUAAAUAUCUUCGUGUAAUAUGGAUUCUACAAAAUGUGUUAUAAUUUGAUACGUGCAUUGUAAUAUAAAAUUUUGUUCAGCAUAUCGAACAUAACCUAAAUAAAAUGAAAUUUAAUCGAUGA
Messenger RNA from Vespa velutina, 6507 nucleotides. It is a transcript of the gene Oseg2, whose product is annotated as intraflagellar transport protein 172 homolog. Lineage: Eukaryota; Metazoa; Arthropoda; Insecta; Hymenoptera; Vespidae. Gene Ontology annotation, biological process: intraciliary transport. The record is from RefSeq and is a predicted model, not a curated record. Gene Ontology annotation, molecular function: protein binding. Gene Ontology annotation, cellular component: axoneme; intraciliary transport particle B; ciliary basal body. Bases 1078 to 6288 code for a protein of 1736 amino acids. The transcript is spliced from 8 exons.